GAGGGGACGGUAGGCGGCGGAUGGGAGAGCUGGCGCAGCUGCCGUGGUGGCAGCGGCUGAAGUGGUGGCGGUGGCUGCAGCGGCUGCUGCAGCUGCAACAGCUCCGGGCUCAGGGCUUUGGCGGAGGCGCCGGCGGGCAGGGCUGCGCAGUGUGGACCCCGGCGCGUGGUCCGGGUUGCUGGGGCAGCUCGUAAGAUGCCUCUGAUGGAGGAGUUUCUGAGAAGCACCUCUGAGCCCGUGGCUUUGAUCGGGAGCUCAAAGCAGAGACUAUUUAAAGCUCUGGACAUCACAUCCUGAGAACUGCAGGAGAGGAGAACAUGGCUGUGAGUUUAGAUGAUGACGUUCCCCUCAUCUUGACCUUGGAUGAGGGUGGCGGUGCCCCGCUGGCUCCCUCCAAUGGCCUGGACCAAGAGGAUCUGCCUAGCAGAAAUGGAGGCAAAUAUGCCAUCCCUGACUCCCAGGUCCCCAGUCUGAGCUCAGGGGGCGAGAGUCCCCCCUCCAGUCCCACCGGCCAUAACUGGGAGAUGAAUUAUCAAGAGGCAGCAAUCUACCUCCAGGAAGGUGAGAAUAAUGACAAGUUCUUCACCCACCCCAAGGAUGCCAAAGCGCUGGCGGCCUACCUCUUUGCACACAACCACCUCUUCUACCUGAUGGAGCUGUCUGCGGCCCUGCUCCUGCUGCUGCUCUCCCUGUGCGAGGCCCCCGCCGUCCCCGCGCUCCGGCUGGGCAUCUACGUCCAUGCAACCCUGGAGCUGUUCGCCCUGAUGGUGGUCGUGUUUGAACUCUGCAUGAAGUUGCGGUGGCUGGGCCUUCACACCUUCAUCCGGCACAAACGGACCAUGGUCAAGACCUCCGUGCUGGUGGUGCAGUUCAUCGAGGCCAUCGUGGUGUUGGUACGGCAGACGUCCCACGUGCGGGUGACCCGGGCGCUGCGCUGCAUCUUCCUGGUGGACUGUCGGUACUGCGGUGGCGUCCGGCGCAACCUGCGCCAGAUCUUCCAGUCCCUGCCACCCUUCAUGGACAUCCUCCUCCUGCUGCUCUUCUUCAUGAUCAUUUUCGCCAUCCUCGGUUUCUACUUGUUCUCCCCGGAUCCUUCAGACCCCUACUUCAGCACCCUGGAGAACAGCAUCAUCAGUCUGUUUGUCCUUCUGACCACAGCCAAUUUCCCAGACGUGAUGAUGCCGUCCUACUCCCGGAACCCCUGGUCCUGUGUCUUCUUCAUCGUGUACCUCUCCAUCGAGCUGUACUUCAUCAUGAACCUGCUUCUGGCCGUGGUGUUUGACACCUUCAAUGACAUCGAGAAACGCAAGUUCAAGUCUUUGCUGUUGCAUAAACGAACCGCCAUCCAGCACGCCUACCGCCUGCUCAUCAGCCAGCGGAGGCCUGCUGGCAUCUCCUACAGGCAGUUUGAAGGCCUGAUGCGUUUCUAUAAGCCCCGGAUGAGCGCCGGGGAGCGCUAUCUUACUUUCAAGGCAUUGAAUCAGAGCAGCACGCCUCUGCUCAGCCUGAAGGACUUUUAUGAUAUCUACGAAGUCGCCGCCUUGAAGUGGAAGGCAAAGAAAAAUAGAGAGCAGUGGUUUGACGAGCUUCCCAGGACAGCGUUCUUCAUCUUCAAAGGAAUUAAUAUCCUUGUGAAGUCCAAGGCUUUCCAGUACUUCAUGUACUUGGUGGUGGCCGUCAACGGGGUCUGGAUCCUUGUGGAGACCUUCAUGCUGAAAGGUGGGAACUUCUUCUCCAAGCAUGUGCCCUGGAGUUACCUCGUCUUUCUGACUAUCUAUGGGGUGGAGCUGUUCCUAAAAGUGGCCGGGCUUGGCCCCAUUGAGUACCUGUCCUCUGGAUGGAAUCUAUUCGACUUCUCCGUCACAGCGUUCGCCUUCCUGGGGCUGCUGGCUCUGGCCUUCAACAUGGAGCCCUUUUAUUUCAUAGUGGUCCUGCGUCCCCUCCAGCUGCUGAGGUUGUUUAAACUCAAGAAGCGUUACCGCAACGUGCUGGACACCAUGUUUGAGCUGCUGCCCCGGAUGGCCAGCCUGGGCCUCACCCUGCUCAUCUUUUACUACUCCUUCGCCAUCGUGGGCAUGGAAUUCUUCUGUGGAAUCCUCUACCCCAACUGCUGCAAUACGAGCACAGUGGCAGACGCCUACCGCUGGCUCAACCACACCGUGGGCAACAGGACCGUUGUGGAGGAAGGCUACUACUAUCUCAACAAUUUCGACAACAUCCUCAACAGCUUUGUGACCCUGUUCGAGCUUACAGUUGUCAACAACUGGUAUAUCAUCAUGGAAGGUGUCACCUCUCAGACCUCCCACUGGAGCCGUCUCUACUUCAUGACCUUUUACAUCGUGACCAUGGUGGUGAUGACCAUCAUCGUGGCCUUCAUCCUCGAAGCCUUCGUCUUCCGGAUGAACUACAGCCGCAAGAACCAGGACUCGGAAGUUGACGGUGGCAUCACCCUUGAGAAGGAACUGUCCAAAGACGAGCUGGUCGCUGUCCUGAAGCUCUACCGGGAGGCACGGGGAACCACCUCGGACGUCCCCCAGCUGCUCCAGAUCCUCUCCCAGAUGGAGAAAUAUGAGCAAAACACCUUGGUGUUUCUGGGACGGAGAUCAAGGACCAAGAGCGAUCUGAGCCUAAAGAUGUACCAGGAGGAGAUUCAGGAGUGGUACGAGGAGCACGCCCGGGAGCAGGAGGAACAGCAGCGACAGCUCAGCGGCUGCGCUGUCCCCACCACCCAGCAGACUCCAGGCAGCCGCCAGCGCUCCCAGACCAUCACCUAGCCCCAGCCUGCAAAAGCCAUCUCUUCUAUGCAAUAACACAAUAGUAUUAUUUACUACAAUGUAUCAAAAUAAUGUGUGGGUAUAUAUAUACAUAUUUUAUAUAUAUACACACAUAUUCAUAUAUAUGCACAUAUUUAUAUAUAGAAAGAAGAAAAGUCAGGCAGACAGGACGCGGUUUGGUUUGUAACCACCUUGCCCUGUUAACCCCAGUGGUCAGUUUCAUUCGGCAAGGGGGUCCGGCCACUAGGAGCUCUCUGUAGCACAGAAAGCUCCAGAAGGCCCCUUUCCAAGAGCAGUUGAAUAGAUUCUGCCGAUCUUUGCAGGGCUUGCCUUUGAAGUGGGCCAGCUGUCCCUAGGACAGCCCCACACCGUCUUCCUGACGCCGCAUUCCGAAUCCCAUCCCAGCCGACAGCUAGUUUCCCCACUAACGUCGCCUGUGGCCCAUGUCCCGGGGUUUGUGUGUCCUGCUUUGGGGACAAAACCACUUAGGAAGGAAAAGAAUCCAUAUCCUCAGGUUGAGUAUCUCUGUGUGAUCAUGUGAUAGGGCGUUCCUUUGGGGGACCAGUGCCUAGGACCUACUGAGAGAGUAAUUCAGGGCUAGGGUUAUUCCUGGUGUCGGAUCUCAGCCCGUGCUGGGCCGUGAGAGGCUGCAUCCUGGUUCCCUGAGCCUCCUCACCCUCACUUCUUUCAGUUUCAACCAUUGUUGUUGAAAAUGCUCCUAAAACGGCCUUGGGACUCAAGGUCCAGCGGUAAGAAGAAAGAGGCCAGGCCGAUGGCUGAGGCCCAAACCAAGUCCUGAAACGGGCUUUCGCCACUAAAUCCCUUUUCCUGGGGAUGGUCCUGUUCAA
Molecule: messenger RNA, 3622 nt
Organism: Vicugna pacos (alpaca)
Lineage: Eukaryota; Metazoa; Chordata; Mammalia; Artiodactyla; Camelidae
Gene: TPCN1
Product: two pore segment channel 1
Biological process (GO): transmembrane transport; monoatomic ion transport
Cellular component (GO): endosome membrane; lysosomal membrane
Molecular function (GO): monoatomic ion channel activity; voltage-gated channel activity
Source: RefSeq, a predicted model, not a curated record